GACACUAAGUGCGCUCUGCUGCUGUCGGUGGUGGUGGUGGAAUAAGGUGGGCAAAUCUACGCCGUGUUUUGGUUUCUUUGCGGGGUGCAUCACUGGAGCAGUGUGUGCUGCUGUUGCUGCAUCAUAGCUCUUUAUCGUGCCUGGUUGCUGCUGCUGCUGCUGUCCAGUUAAGGAAACCCGUGUGUAGCAUCCGUCAUGUCCACAAAAAAGCAAGACAUCGUCGACAGUUGGGAGGAGAUCGACGACGAACGGCUAGCGAGCACGAUAACGAUACUGAAAAACACCACCGCCGCCGCCGCCGAGGUGGGGAAGUCGGACGCGAAGCCCAUCGUAACGGGGAUAGCAGCUCGCCAGAAUUCCCUGCCCCAGAUGCUAGAGGAGGAACUGCGACCGAAGAUGGUACCCCAACGGAUGCAAAUCUUGAAGCGACCGCAAAGCAGCUCUGGUGCGGAUGGUAAAAAUGCUACGGAUAGUAAGCCCAAGGCACAGAUCAAAUCACUGGACCAAAGGAAACAGGAAUAUGCCCAGGCACGGUUGCGUAUUCUUGGUUCGGCGCACGAUGACGAGGAAGCUGAAACGAAGAAAACAACACCCGCCGCAAACGGAUAUCGAAUAAACAACGUGAACAACGUGAACAACAACAACACGAGCGGUAAUUCCAGUUCCAAUUCCAGCACCGCGAGUGGCAGCGGUGGCACUGGAAUCGCUGGCAACGUUGGCAACGGCGAGGCUAUGCCCGGGAAUGGUGCAAAUAAUAACGCGAACAACAUGUACCGCUUCCAUCCGCCUUAUCGGCAACAGGCCCCGAUCGGUACCUUUCCGCCAACGUUGCAGAACGGGCCACCUCGUGGUCAAGGGGCAGGGAUGUUCUAUCCGACAACGCCCGUUCAUCAGCAGCAUCAUCAUCAUCAUCCCCUACCCAUGCACAGUGCGCUUCAGAUGCAACAUCAUACGUUUCCUCAUAUGGCGCAUCACCAUCAUCCCCAGCAGCAGCAACAGCAACAGCAGCAGCAGCAGCACAAUAGCAUCCCAUACCAGCAUCAACAGCAUUUUGCUGGUCAACAUCUCAACCACCAAACCGGAGGUCACAUGUUCAUGGGUGGACGCAAUGGCAGUAGCAUUCCCACCGGUUCCACGACAGGGUACUACGCCACGAAGGGUUACGGUGAUGGAAACGGGCCGAUGCCACCGCUUCUCGGACACGCUCCACCCGGGGCCCUAGUAACGCACCAGAUUCCAUACAAUGGUAUUGCUACAGGCGGAGGAGGAGCAUUCGGACAAGCAAAUUCUCACAGCACUCCUGCAAAUCAACACGUGCUCCGUUUGCCCGCCGGGCCGGACGGUUCGCAAGGUUUCAACAUGAGACGGUAGCUACCAGGCGCUGGUGUUGCCCGUGUUGAUGAUGAUGCUAAUCACCUUUCCGAGCUAACAGCAGCUGCCGGUCGUGUGCUAGGAUAAUGGUUAACACAGGAGGAUAGUGGGUUUUAUUCUUUUUUUUGUUGAUUGGUUCUGAAUAACACCAUAUUUCUGAUAACGUAACAACUCACAUGGCGCGGUGAUGUUAUUCUUUACCUUACAUUUCUACUCGCGGAAGAGUGUAGUUGAAAAUUCCUUCGUUCUCCUCAAAACGCCACCCAUCGAAGCUUUCCUUGAUAUUUCUUGUUUCCCUUUCGGAGCAUUGGCUCACAAUCGCAUUGCUCAUCUCUAUCACCCUUUUUGGCCGAGUAUCCGAAAGGAAAGGGAGUCACUGUUCUAGUGAGACAGCGAAAAAACUAUACAACCAGGAGAAGAUACGUUAAGAGACACGAAGGCUUAUACAGGACGAAUUCAAAAAAGGCAACGUUAAUGUGUAUUCUGUUACGCGCGCACAUUAGCGCUACACAAUCAUUUACAUAAAAUUUUAUGUUUUUAUAUAUAUAGUCUGAGUUAUGUAUAAAAUGCGUUAAAAAUAAUGAUAAUUAUGG
Messenger RNA from Anopheles nili, 1964 nucleotides. RefSeq names its product myb-like protein I. The transcript is spliced from 3 exons. The record is from RefSeq and is a predicted model, not a curated record. Lineage: Eukaryota; Metazoa; Arthropoda; Insecta; Diptera; Culicidae. Bases 196 to 1371 code for a protein of 391 amino acids.